Molecule: messenger RNA, 1811 nt
Organism: Danio aesculapii
Lineage: Eukaryota; Metazoa; Chordata; Actinopteri; Cypriniformes; Danionidae
Gene: pmt
Product: phosphoethanolamine methyltransferase
Exons: 12
Coding region: 186-1655 (489 amino acids)
Molecular function (GO): S-adenosylmethionine-dependent methyltransferase activity
Source: RefSeq, a predicted model, not a curated record
AUUCAGCAUCCUCAUUAAUUAACUCAAGGAGGAGGUUACCGCUGUUUGUAUUCUCCAUUUCUCCAAUCAGAAAGGGUAGGGAUAUGGUCUCAGUCAGCUCUGACGCCUCCCUCUCUCCGCACGUGCACGUGUGAAGCCUCUGCGAACGCGCAUCAGACCGGCCGUAAGAGACGGAGCGCAGCACCAUGACGGAGUUCUGGAAGGAGCACUCGAAGCAGGCGACGGUGGAGGAGAUGAUGUUGGAUUCUCACGCUCAGGAGCUCACGCAACACGAGCUGCCCGAGAUCCUGGAUCUGCUACCUGCGCUGUCUGAGUCCUGCGUGCUGGAGCUUGGAGCCGGCAUUGGACGGUAUACGAGGCACCUGAUUGGCCGAGCUCGUCACGUGACCGCUGUGGAUUUCAUGGAGAAAUUUGUGGAAAAGAACCGGCAGGACAAUGGUCAUCUGGGCAGCGUGGAGUUCAUUCAGGCCGACGUCACAAAGCUGGGCUUCCCUGAACACAGUUUUGACCUGGUCUUCUCUAAUUGGCUGUUGAUGUAUCUGAGUGACCAGGAGCUGCAGUCAUUGGCUGAGAAGUUCCUCAGGUGGCUCCGCCCAGGUGGAUUCCUGUUCUUCAGAGAGUCCUGCUUCCACCAAUCAGGGGACUGUAAGCGUGAUUUUAACCCCACGCACUACAGGAGUCCAGCUGACUACAAUCACCUGAUGACAUCAGUGCUGCUCGACCAAUCAGACGCCACCGAGAAGAGACACUAUGGCUUUGAUAUUGUACUCAAUAAAACAGUUCAGACAUACGUGAAGAUGAAGAAGAACCAGAACCAGUUGUGCUGGCUGCUGCAGAAAGCAAGGCGUGACGUGUCGGAGCAGCAUCAGGCCGGAUUCUCCACGUUCCAGCAGUUUCUGGAUAAUCAGCAGUACACCAGACGGGGAAUCCUGCGCUACGAGAAGAUGUUCGGCUGCGGAUUCGUCAGUACAGGAGGACUCCAAACCACCAAGGAGUUUGUUGAUAUGCUGAACUUGAGCGCUGGACAGAAAGUGCUGGAUGUGGGCUGCGGGAUCGGAGGUGGAGAUUUCUACAUGGCCAAGACCUUUGGAGUGGAGGUUUUGGGCAUGGACCUGUCCUCAAACAUGGUGGAGAUCGCCAUGGAGAGAGCCGUUAAGGAAAAACUCCCAUUAGUGCAGUUUGAGGUGUCUGAUGCCACAAAACGAAGGUUUCCUGACUCGGCGUUUGAUGUGGUUUACAGCAGAGACACCAUUCUGCACAUCAGGGACAAACUUCACCUCUUCACAAACUUUUAUUCAUGGAUGAAACCGGGUGGUAAACUGCUGAUCAGUGAUUACUGCUGUGGAGAAAAGCCCUGGUCUCCAGCGUUUCAGGAUUAUGUGAAGCAGCGUGGAUAUAUUCUCUACACACCGCAGAGAUACGGACAGUUCCUGAGCGAGGUGGGAUUCAGUAAUGUCCGUGCAGAGGACAGAACCGAGCAGUUUAUCCACGUCAUAAAGUCUGAACUGCAGAGAGCGGAGGAGAUGAAGGACGAGUUUAUACAGGAGUUCUCUAAGGAGGAUUUUGAUGCCAUUGUGAGCGGAUGGAGGGAGAAACUGCAGCGCUGCGAGACUGGAGAUCAGCGCUGGGGGCUUUUCUACGCCACCAAACAAUAAAUAAACGAGAGAAAAUCCUGAUCGAAUGCAGAUCCCUUAUUAAACUCACUGUUCUGUCAGAUUCUGUGAAUUGUACAGCAGUGUUACAAUAGUAUUUCCAGAGACCAACACACUGUUAUUAUACAGCAUAAUUUUAAUUAAAUUACACUUUAUUUA